AUGCAGCUCAACAGCACCUUCAAAGAGAUGCCUUGCAAGAAGCAGCUUGAGUGGACGAUUUGGACUGGCCCACAUGCCGUACCACUCGGAUGGAAUGGCGACUUUUCUUUGAAGCCAUUUGGUCCGAACUUCACAGUGUACUUCGAGCGCCUUCCCUAUGCAAACUGUCAGCGGGAAACAUGGGAGGGCUUCGACAAGACGCUGAAGGAAUUCAAGACGUUCCUCCGAGAGAAUGGACCAUUUGACGGAGCAAUGGGCUUCGACAUGGGUGGCGAGUUCCUUGUGCACGUCGCCGGCUUGGCGACUGAGGGAGAUCCUGACCUGAAGGAGGCAUUCCGUUUCCUCAUGCUGUUUACCAGCACGGCUCCCAAGCACCUUUCACCCAUGGGCAAAGACCGCAUCAAGGCACCUUUGCAAAUUCCAACGAUCUGUAGCUGGAGCAAUUCGGAUGAAAACCAUCCGUACAUGGAGUAUGAAGAGCUUCCAUUGUUCAUCCAUCCAAACUUCAGGGAAGUGAUAGUCCAUCAUGACGGGCACAAGCCGCCGAUAUUGAAGAAAGAACAGGCAGUUUUCCGGCGUUUCGCACGCUUCCUGGAUGCGAUGGAGAAGGGAAGAGAAUUUGCCCCUUCGGACCACAGCGACAAUGCAGUGCGCUCGAAGCUUUGGUUGCCGGUGCAGCGAUCAGCUCCAAGCCAGGCGAAGGCAGAGAAGAGGCGGUUGCUCGUCGUGCCGGAUCCCGUGGGCGUGGGAGCCGACCUUCCAAAGGCCAUUGAAGCCCUACAAGCGAUGCAAGCCAGAGGCGAGCCUAUCGAAAGCCAGGGAGAGCCGUUUGUCAGCGGCGGCACGCCUCCCAAGCCAAUUCAGCGCCUGGAGCUCUUGGCGCAGGUGUGCCAAGCAUCGCCUGGGAUUUUUCAGCAGGCUGCAUCAGACUCAUCAGCCAUUGACGUUCAAGGUGUAAGUUUCACUGACGAGCAAUCGAACAUCCAAUGGCACUGCAACAGUGCCGAUGUCCCUUCACGACAACUGCUGAGCAAGGAUAUCAUCGAUGACGAGAAGCGAGACUCUGAUGCGCAAGAGAUGGCUCGACGAUUCUUGGAGGAUACCAAGGCUGGGGACGCGCCGAUGGCUCUCGUGGGACUUGGCACCGGAGCCUUCAUCGCCUUUGCCGUCGCUCGAGAACUUGUCUCCAAGGGCAUCCGGCCCUUGGGACUUUGGUUGGUAAAUCCACCGCUUCGCCUGCCCUGGUCAUGCACCAGCGAACCCUGCAUACUCAAGGACUGCCCCGUCCAUGUGCUCGUUGAUCGCGACUCCACGUAUGGCCCGCCGUGGCGCUACGAGGUGUCGACCUGCGGCCCCUUCACCACACGCCUCUUCGAAGACCUGGAGGAGAUGGUGAAGAUUGUCCUCUCGGAUGAACCGAGAGCACUGCACCUUGCAGCAGAAGCGGAAGAUCGACGAGGCGAUGGGCCAAUGUCGCUGCUUUUCCUGCAGUGCCCCGAGUCUUUUCAACUCCAGGCAACGGCUUUCUAUGAGCAAGCGGGGUUGGCACUACUCACGCUCUCGCGAAGUCUACCAGCUUUGCAGCUGCAAGAUCUUGCUCUGCCUUUCGCAAGAGCCGGAUUGCUCGACCGCGCUGUCCCGUUCGAUCUCCUUACAGAGGAUACUCGACACUUCUUCAAGACGGCUGCACUGGCUGCCCCACCGCCACCGUCACUGCUGAAAGUGCAGGCUUCAUCCAUUCAGGAGCUGGCCGACGACGGGGCGCCAGGAGACGCCGAUGACCAGUCGGCAGCUGGGAGGCAGUCCGCAAUUGGAUCAGAUAGCGGGUGCUUGUUGGACCUCCUCUUGGAGGAGUUGCAGUCUCUGGGUGCAGCGAACGAACUUGCAGCUGGAAGGCAUGACGGCGCACGUUUUGCCAGACUGCUAGCAAGAUAUGCCGGCCUGUUGCCGGCAGGUAAUGCAGAAGGCUCUUCCGCGAGGUUCGUGGCCCCGGCUGUGCUAGAUCCGAUCCUAAGGUGCCUGGGAGUUGUCCUGAAAGACUCCGCCCGAAGUUUGACCUUUUCCGACCUUGCGGCUGCUUUGGAAACACUUGCAGACGCUGGGAUUCGGCCGCGCAGUGUACUGGAGGCACUGAUGUCUGCAGCAGAGGCUUGCCAAUUUCCUGCUGUACAAGAUGAUGCUGCAGCAUCCGUUGCUGCGCUGCUGCACGGUUGGAGAGCUUCAGGACAGCAGCUGAGCCCAACCCUACGACAACGCCUUAAAGACUUCUUGUCCCAACUCGAG
Molecule: messenger RNA, 2283 nt
Organism: Symbiodinium necroappetens
Lineage: Eukaryota; Dinophyceae; Suessiales; Symbiodiniaceae
Source: the annotation of a GenBank genome assembly